Gossypium raimondii (Peruvian cotton) is the source of this 1593-nucleotide messenger RNA. Its product is annotated as D-amino-acid transaminase, chloroplastic. The transcript has 5 exons. NCBI's taxonomy places the organism in Eukaryota, Viridiplantae, Streptophyta, Magnoliopsida, Malvales, Malvaceae. Gene Ontology annotation, biological process: carboxylic acid metabolic process. Gene Ontology annotation, molecular function: catalytic activity. Bases 226 to 1401 code for a protein of 391 amino acids. The record is from RefSeq and is a predicted model, not a curated record.
AUUAGUUGUGGCUCCACGAGCCAUACAGGCUUGUAAAAUGCUGAAGGUUGUUUCUGGGGGAUAAUCCACUCGGCCGGCAAAGUUUUGUCCUUAGGUCUUGUCGUCACACUCUUUUGGAAAUGGAAUCCAAUCCACCAUAGUACUAUUAAGUCAACCAUUUCCAUAGCCUACUAAAAGAUAAACACCGCUCUUCAUUUCUCCACUCUCAAACAACUUGUAGCAUCUAUGGCUUCCAUGGCUUCUCUUUCAGCUUCUUACCCUAAAUAUACGUCCAAUUUUCCCACUAGAUACACGCACCUGUUGUAUGAUUUAUGUCUUGUUCCACGAAAUCCUCCUCUUAUGAAAAAAGGGUCUUUCUCGGAUUUGACAAUCGUUAGAAGUUCUAAUCAAACUGAAUCAAUGAUCGAUUCUACUGAUAAACUAUCAGACAUUCCUUUACUGUCUUGUUUAGAGGCUAUUGAAAAGCUAAAACGUAACAGAGAAAACAACAAAGGGAACCAGCAAUACCUGGCUAUGUACUCUAGCAUAUUUGGUGGAAUAGUAACCGAAGAAGCUGCCAUGGUGAUCCCUAUGGAUGAUCACAUGGUUCAUAGGGGACAUGGUGUCUUUGAUACUGCUAUAAUAGCGAACAGACACCUCUAUGAAUUAGACCAACAUGUUGAUCGUAUCGUCAAGUCGGCAACUAUGGCAAAAAUUAUUCUUCCAUUUGAUCGUGAAACUAUCCAAAGAAUUCUUAUACAAACUGUAAGUGUAUCUAAGUGCAUAAAUGGAUCACUGAGAUACUGGAUUUCAGCUGGACCUGGUGACUUUCAACUAUCACCUUCUGGCUGUCACCAACCAGCUCUUUAUGCUAUUGUGAUUGAAGAUAAAUCUUUGUUCGAUUCGAAAGGCAUCAAAGUAGUUACUUCAUCAAUCCCCAUGAAGCCUCCCCAGUUUGCCACCAUGAAGAGUGUGAAUUACCUUCCGAAUGCGCUUUCAAAGAUGGAAGCUGAAGAAAAAGGUGCAUAUGCAGCAAUUUGGCUGGAUGAUGAUGGAUUUGUUGCUGAAGGGCCUAGUAUGAAUGUGGCAUUCAUUACAAAGGAAAAGGAGAUGCUGAUGCCCAAAUUCGACAAAAUUUUGAAUGGUUGCACGGCUAAGAGAGUUUUUACUCUUGCGGAGGGACUGGUGAGAGAGGGGAAGCUUCGCGGAAUAAGAGUGGAUAACGUGAGCGUCGAUGAAGGGAAAAGCGCAGACGAAAUGAUGCUUAUUGGCAGUGGGGUCCUUGUUCGCCCUGUAAUACAGUGGGAUGAACAAGUCAUUGGUGACGGCAAGGAAGGUCCAAUAACUCAAACUCUCUUGAAUUUUAUCCUGGAGGACAUGAAAUCCGGUCCUUCAUCAGUCCGAGUACCUGUUCCUUAUUGAAGCAAAAGCUUUGAUUCAUUCUCUUGCUCUCAGAAGGUUUGUCAAAGAAUCUGCUUCUCGCUUGUUGGCUCUGCAUAUAGACAUAACUCUGUAAUAUCUUAUAAUGCAAAGCACUAUGGUAUGUAAAUUAGCUUGGUGUAUUUAGUUUUGAAACUUUAAAACCGAAUGGAUCAGCUUAGUUUUGUUUAUUUA